CGUAUAAACGGGUCUGGGCCUACGGGAAAGAUAAACCCGACCCGUUAGCCCGCCAAACGAUUUUCCCUCUUCUACUCGUGGCCAUUUGUGCCUCUCUCAACCACAAACUCCUCCGCCGCCGCCGCACUAAACAUCCAUUUCCCUAAAACCCUCCGCCGCCAUUCUCCUUUUGCAUCUCUCAACCUACUUUAGAAAGCAACAUCGUCCAGAUUUUACAUGGACUUGAGAAGAUUGACGGCCCAAAAAGCCGCCACCGUCGCAGUACUCUUUCCUCCGAUCGAUCGUCCCCCCCUAAUACUCUCCCCCACACCCUAAAGAAACCCAGAAUUCCGAUGCCGGAACCGCAGUAGGCGGGCCCCGGCCCAUCAGGCGGCAUUUGAUCGGAGCUUCCACUGAAAGAAGAAAGACAUGUCUUCAGUUCUUUCCUGCUCAAAUUUGCUCAGCAGUUUGAGCCCACAUCACUUUGAUUUCCUCUUCUGGGAAGUCCAUGAGGCCUCGACCAUCUCAGGCCACAAGAUCGCCGAGAUUAUCCAAGACCCGUCUUUUUUCUCGCUCUGCCUUUGGUUCAUAUACCCAACUCCAAGCCUUUCUAUGGUUGAGCCCACCGUACCCAGCACUGGGCCUCCAAACCCAAAGUCCAGCUCAGCCACCGGAAAGCUUCGGCCCGAUGAUAUCACGAGGGUGGGCCCGCCACCGAGCCCGAUAACGCUCUUUGAAAGCAUCAACCCAGGUCUGUGA
Molecule: messenger RNA, 738 nt
Organism: Striga asiatica
Lineage: Eukaryota; Viridiplantae; Streptophyta; Magnoliopsida; Lamiales; Orobanchaceae
Source: the annotation of a GenBank genome assembly